This is a messenger RNA of Onychostruthus taczanowskii (white-rumped snowfinch), 2808 nucleotides long. It is a transcript of the gene MIMS1, whose product is annotated as family with sequence similarity 210 member A. Gene Ontology annotation, cellular component: mitochondrion. The record is from RefSeq and is a predicted model, not a curated record. Lineage: Eukaryota; Metazoa; Chordata; Aves; Passeriformes; Passeridae. The transcript is spliced from 6 exons. The coding region runs from base 389 to 1249 and encodes 286 amino acids.
UGGGGACGGGUGCCGCCGCACGUUGCGCGGGGCGGGCGGCGCGGGGGGGUGUGACGGGAGCGGCCGUUGGUGGCAGCGGCGCGUGCCCGAGGCUCGCGGGGCCCCUGAGGAGCGGCGCGGGGCGGCACGAGUAUUAGGAAUGGAAUAAAAUCACUGAAAGGACUGAGACCUGGGCCCAAAACCUGAUGGAAAUCUUCUUGGACAGCCAGAUGUCAUCAGAAUGGAUCAUAAGGAUUUCACCUUGAUAUGCUGAUAGCAGGGGCCUCAAUGUGUUCAAGACAUAUAUAUGAAAGGUAGAGAACUAGUGGAAGAGUUGCAACUUUUUGAAGAUACACACCUUACCAUAUCUAGACAGUAAUACAGGAAACUUCAUCCACACUUCAUCAAAAUGCAGCGGAGUCUGUUACAGUCUGCAUCUCAGCUGGCUCAUGGGACGUGUUGGUUCUUCCCUCGUACCAGUGUCUUUCAGUGCUUAAAAGGACAGUCUGCAUUGCCUAAUGUGGGAUGCAAAGUGGUUCUGGCACUGGACCCUCCUAAACGAUGUCUUCAUGGAGGUGCAGCUCACUUUGCCUCAAAGAAAACUGCUUUUUCAUCACAGCCAGCAGACACUUCUCACAAAGUACCAGAAGAGAGAAAUCCUUUGCCUUCGGCCACUGAUGCGCCCAAGCAGAGCCCUGCAGAGUCAGAUUCUUCAGAACCUGAUCCAUUGCAAGAUAAAUCAAUGAGUCUUGUUCAGAGAUUCAAGAAAACUUUUAAGCAGUAUGGGAAAGUCAUGAUUCCAGUGCACCUUGUGACUUCCUCUGUAUGGUUUGGAUCCUUUUACUAUGCAGCCAUGAAUGGGGUGAAUGUUGUUCCAUUCCUAGAGUUGAUUGGCUUACCAGACAGCGUAGUAGACAUCCUGAAAAAUUCCCAGAGUGGAAAUGCACUAACUGCAUAUGCAUUGUAUAAAAUUGCAACUCCUGCCAGAUACACUGUGACUUUGGGAGGAACAUCUGUCACUGUUAAAUACCUGCGUAAGCAUGGCUACAUGUCCACACCACCACCAGUAAAGGAAUACCUACAAGAUAGGAUGGAGGAAACAAAGGAUAAAAUUACAGAGAAGAUGGAGGAAACAAAGGAUAAAAUUACGGAGAAGAUGGAGGAAACAAAGGAUAAAAUUACGGAGAAGAUGGAGGAAACAAAGGAUAAAAUUACAGGGAAAAUACAAGAAACCAAAGAUAAAGUUUCAUUUAAAAAAAUAAAGGAGUAGGAGAGAUGCUUAAUUUUUGGAUAUAUCAAACUUAGCACUUUAACCCUUUGUGAGGCAGGAUAUGCAAAGUGCACUUCUGAGCUUUUUUUUUUUUUUCUUUUAUAUUUUUUACCCUUUGUCUGAAGACGACAAUGCUACGUGGAUUUAAAGGUUAAAAUUCCUUGGGGAAGAGGUUGUGACCUGAAAGUUUCAAUUUUCAGAAGGAAAAGUGAAUCUCAGAUUAGAAGUUAACAUGUCCUUUGGUAAUAAUGUUAAGAAUUACACUUCCCUCUUUUUUUCCCACACCCUCCUCCUCAAAAUGAAAGCAAUUUCUGCCAAGAGCCACUACUCUGUUCUUCUCCCAUCACAGUGCACAGCCAUGGUUCCACUAAACUGAGUCUUCCAUUAAAUAAGAAUGAAGAUUUCUCUGUUGGGAAGAGCAGCAUGUUUAGCUUUUUAGAGUAUGUGGACCCAAGUGUCUUCAGUCGUGAUCAUCUCUCAAUUUGGAGCAGACCAUUGUCACUGAUACUGCACAUGAAGGAACUGAUGGAUCAGCUGCUCAGCAGGAAUUCAUUACAAUGGCUUCCUUGGCUUCAGCCAGGCUGCUGUGGUUUACAGGCUGAGACUAUGAAUCUUUCUUGAACAGUGCAUCUCUUCAGAAAUCUCAACUGAAAGCUAUAGGAAGAUGAGUUAAUCACAGUAGCCAUACUGUCAAGUACCCUUGGUUUCCUGAAGUUGAUUUACAGUACAAAGUCAUUAAAAUUAAUAAUUGUAUAUUAAACACUAGGAUUUGUUCAUUGUGUUAAAGUUUACAAACCUACUCUACUUCAUUUUUGAAACAAAAAAAAAUUUGAAAAAUAAGUUUAUUUGAGAAAUUGCUAUACUAAGGGGCUUUUUAAACACAUGGAAAGUUAGAGUUAAGGCCUAAAAUUCCUCCUCCUCCCUCAGUAAAACAAUUUGACUAAAAUAAGCAUGAUUUCUGAGACAGUGAUCACAGUCUACCAAACUUUUUUUCCCCUGGAUUAAGUCAAGCAAACACUUAUUCAUACCUGAAGGCUGAAAGGUCUCAGAUGUCAUAAAGGACUAAAGUUGAAACUGUUCUAUGUGGCUGGGCAGGCAAACUUCUCCAAGGUUUAUUCAAAUGUAGGCUGAAUUGAAGUGUGUUUUUCCUAUUUCUACUACAGAUCUCACUUUUAGCAACUCAGCAUGUGUAAGGUAUUUAAAAAAGGUACUUUUUUCAGAGGGAUAUGGGGAAGCAAUAGAGUUGGACCCUGAGCACUGCAAUUGACAGAAGUGAAAAAAUAUAGCUGAUGAAGUAUCAGCUCUGCCCCACUGUCCCAUUCUCAUUCAAGUCACUGAGGGCUUCUCCAUGUUUAACUGAGUUGAACUUCAUUAACUUAAUUGUGCAGGAUUGAUUACAUACUUCCCUGCCUCUGCCCACAUGUAAAAUAGUAACUGCAAUCUAAUGCCUACCUCACAGGGAUGUUGUGAGGAAUAAUCAUUGUAUAUUCAGUGACCUGAAGAAGUAAAGUGCCAUGUUUCUGAUAAAAAUUAUUAAAAAAUAUUUCUGUGAACUCUUA